Heterobasidion irregulare TC 32-1 is the source of this 669-nucleotide messenger RNA. RefSeq lists its product as uncharacterized. The coding region runs from base 1 to 669 and encodes 222 amino acids. The transcript has 2 exons. NCBI's taxonomy places the organism in Eukaryota, Fungi, Basidiomycota, Agaricomycetes, Russulales, Bondarzewiaceae. The record is from RefSeq and is a predicted model, not a curated record.
AUGUCCUCCACGACGUCAUUCCCCACUCCGAGCGGCUCGUUCGCCUCUCUGCCGACGGGAACUUUUAGCGGGCCAGAUACCGGCUCACGUAGCACGACCGCCGCGAUGCUCUUCGCGUUUCUGAUCGUGUUCAUAGUGUUGUUGGGGCUGUUCAUUGCGGCGGGGGUAUUAUGGCAUCAUAUUGCGAUACGAAGGCGGUCGCGGCAGGCGUGGGUGAGCUAUGGGGACGAAUCCAAACCAGGGGGCAUAAAGAAACCGGAGAUCUGGGAGGUAUGGGCAGAUUACGAGACAGGUGGCGGAAUAAGGAACUUAGAGACGCUGCGGCCACUAGCCGUCGAGGUCGAACGCUCGUAUUCAUCAAAAUUGUCUCCACCGUCCCAUCCUGUGCCGAACACGACUCCUUCCUCGGAGUCACCACAGACUCGCAGCUGGUUUCCCACCUCGAUGCGCUCGAUACCUCCAGCGAAGGACCUCACACCCCCGCCGAGUCCAGUACAAAAGGCCCAAGUAUCUUUUCUCAUAGCCAUGCCGUCACAAACGCGAAGUCAGGGCAAAGCUGCACGCUGGUCGAUGACGUCCGAUGCGUCCCAUUUGGAUGAUUGGUCGCUCUCUGGAGAAUACGCGAUCGGCACACAUUACACACCGUUUCGCGGCGGGAACGAGGUCUGA